This is a messenger RNA of Penicillium taxi, 2079 nucleotides long. RefSeq names its product CeGAL family transcription factor. NCBI's taxonomy places the organism in Eukaryota, Fungi, Ascomycota, Eurotiomycetes, Eurotiales, Aspergillaceae. The coding region runs from base 1 to 2079 and encodes 692 amino acids. Gene Ontology annotation, biological process: DNA-templated transcription. The transcript has 4 exons. Gene Ontology annotation, molecular function: DNA binding; zinc ion binding. The record is from RefSeq and is a predicted model, not a curated record.
AUGGAAUCUAGCAUAGGAUCGCCGAGUACAAGAUUGAGUAUGACUCGGGCUCGCAAUAAAACUCCCGGGUCAAUCGCUAAACGGGCUUGUGACCAAUGCAAGUUUCGCAAGAUUAAGGUAAUAAUAAGAUUCCCUCCCGUUCCCCUGGAGAAACCCCCCGGCGCUAAAUGCCCUUGCAGUGCAGCUUAUCGCAGCCCUGUAAGGCCUGUCAGGGGAUGGGCUUUGAUUGUACAUUUCUUCAACCGCAGAAGAAACGAGGGCCUACGGGUCAUGUUGGCUAAUGUUUCCACCUCUUCUGUGGAACCAGUCCAACCUGUUUCUCUGCAGGGAUCAUCCUGGGCGCCUGCACAUGGCGAUGCAUCGAUGACUGUGAAUGGAGCAGCUGUGCUAGCACAAUCCGAUUUAUCAUCAUCAUCUUCUUCUAUUGUAGAUGUCUGGGGCACUGAACCUGCCUCGAUAGAUUCUCACAGCACCAGUGCCGUGGGCUGGAAUGAACGCCAAGAUGCGGAAUACUGGCUGCCCGAUAGUUUCGGGGUCCAAGGUUCUUCUAUAUUCGAAUUCCCGGGAAGUAACAUCUAUCUCAAACCAGCCCUACCAUCAAUCAUUCAACCGACUCCUGAUGUCUCUGGAAUGAAUAUCACUCUACAGGACCAUCAAGGCAUGGCUUUCCACUCGGUCGUGAGGUCCAUUGGAUCCAUGUCAUCUGAGACAGAAGAAUUCUGGCCUGCGUCGAUCAGCGAGGCGAACAUGAUUCCCUGGAUCGAUGUUUAUUUCGACCGACUGCAUCCGACAUUGCCUUUGCUUAACCACUCUUCCAUUUUUACUCGAAUCAUGUUUCAGGAGCAUCGCAAGAAUACCCAAUUUGGAGCGAUGUUAUUAUCAUUAUGUGCAUUUGCUUUAACUCAGCCAAUCGAAAUCAACGAGCAUCCAACGACGUCUUCACGCGCCACUCAGGCACGUUCGAUGAUUUAUCAGGCUACCAAAAUGCGGAGUUGUUCCGACUUUGGUGAAAAUCCCACGAUCGAGGACGUUUUGACAAGUUUAUUUCUGUUCGGUUGUUUAUUUGGAAGUAACCAACAUAAUGCUGCAUGGCUCCGAUUGAGAGAAGCCUUGGACCUGGCGUCCACACUGGGCUUAAAUGACCCAAACACGUAUCGCGAUCUCUCCGGAGAAGAGAAGGGCCAGCGUUUACGAAUAUAUCUGGUUUUGUCAAUCACAGAAAGAGCCUACGGUCUUCAACGGCUGCAUCCGAUGACAUUUUCAGGAAAAACAGGAUUCAGCAUGCGCUCCGUACAUGACUUUCUUCAAAAUGCAGCCCAUAACCUUGUCUCUGGGAUCAUAGUUCAUAAUGAGCAUGAUGCCGAGGGUAUGAUAGGUCUAGUUCGCCUGAUGGAGAUAUUUGACGUUAUUGACGAGGAUUUCAUGCACUGUUGGCAUCGACACUGCGACGUCAAAAAUGGGUUCUGUCAGAAAUUCACUGAUGCUAAGGUACUAGGCAUGCACGAUAUUCUCAACAGACUCUCCCAGAGCGAGUUGUAUAAAGGAUAUGACUGGUUUGAGCUGGAGAAAAUGGACCGGAAUGCAAACAACGCCAUUCUGUCGAUUGGAUUGCGGGAAACUCAAGCUGCAGACAUUUUUAUCACACAGAAAUGGUUACAAAACCGUAUCUGGUGGUUAUGUCUCAAUCACGGUCUUCUCAGAUCGCAGUCAGAACGACCCGAGCUGACUUUCGGAUAUGCGGUGUCUGUCGCGGAAUCAACACUGCAGAUAUGUCGAUCGCUACGACUCAGAUCUAUGGAAGCCCAUGGAAUUGGAUAUACUGAAAAGCUGUAUGACAUCGCCAUCAAUGCAAUCAACAUUCUGUACAACAUCAGCCCACCCUACGGGACCGGAAUCACACCCCUGGGCAGCUUUUCGGGGUCGAUCACUCCAAAUUUCAACCCACAGUCUCUGAUAGAAGACUUUAUGCUCUUGAUGAAUAGCUUCCGUGGUGGAAAGCAUCCUUUUUUGCAAAAGUACAAGGAUCACUUGCGCUCGUUACAAAUACCUGGGAGCAAAAUGACGGGCUGGGCUCAGUAA